CAGAGAGUAGCGCUCACCUCUCAGAGCAGAGUCCCAGCCAAGCCCAGGAGCGAGAGUCAGAGAGAGGAAGGAAAAGUUUGCCAAAUGGAUUUCUUUGCUGGAGUCAGACCUUUAUUAUUUUCAUAUGUACUCAUUAAUGGUAUAUUAAUUACAUUACAGACUAAAGAAGAGGUGCUUUUGGAUAUGAGGGCAACAGGAGGUGAAAUGGGUUGGUUGACAUGGCCAUUAGAUCAGGGAGACAAGCCCGGGUGGGAGGUCGUCCAGAGGACUCUGAACGGCUCUCAGUUCUAUACCUACUCCGUCUGCAAUGUAGGGGAACGUGAGCAGGACAACUGGCUGCGCACCACCUUCAUCCAGCGGCGUCCAGCGGCCUCCCGGGUUUUUGUUGAACUUCAGUUUAUCGUACGUGACUGCAACUCUUUUGGUGACUCCUCGGUGACCUGCAAGGAAACCUUCAACCUCUUCACAUCUGAGUCGGAUGCAGAUGUGGGCACUACCUUCCGCAAGGGCCAGUUUAAGAAAGUGGCCACCAUAGCGCCUGACGAGAUCACCAGCAAAAAUGAACUGCACAUCAACACUGAGACACGAGUAGUGGAGAAUCUGUCUCGAAAAGGCUUCUACUUGGCUUUUCAAGACAUCGGAGCCUGCGUCGCUCUACUCUCUGCCAGGGUCUACUACAAAACUUGCCCAGCCACAGUGAAGAGCCUGGCCUCGUUCCCUGAGACUGUGGCCGGAGGUGAGAACCAGGCACUGAGGGAGGUCAGUGGGGUGUGCAUGGAUAACGCCAUCAGUGAGGAGUUGCCUCGCAUCUACUGCACUGUGGAUGGGGAGUGGGUGGUUCCAGUUGGACAGUGCCAGUGCAAAUCAGGCUAUGAAGAAGUAAAAGACGCGUGUCAAGAAUGUCAGGCUGGCUUCUUCAAGGCAGCCGCAUCUGGUGACAAGUGUGAGCCGUGUCCUGCCAACACCCAGAAGCUGAACUCUGGGGCUUUGGUUUGUCCCUGCAUGGAUGGCUUCUACCGUGCCCCUACUGACCCCCCCACUGGACCCUGCUCAGGCCUUCCCUCUGCUCCACGAGACCUCGUGGCCACCACCACCCAGCUCUCCACAGGAAAACUCCUCCUCUCCUGGCAACCGCCUGAAGACACCGGAGGCCGGAGCGACAUCACCUACAGCAUUGAAUGCCAGCGCUGCGAGGGAGUUGUGUGUCAGUCCUGCGGAGAGAAAAUCCGCUAUGAGCCGGCCAGCACAGGCCUGACAGACACCAAGGUUUCAGUGAGUGAGUUGGACGCUCACCUCAACUACACCUUCACUGUGGAGGCACACAGCGGCGUGUCGCUGUUUGCCAGUCAGGCAACACCGCGGGCUAAUAAACCACCAUCCACCAGCGUUUUGACUACAUCUCUACUCUACACAGAUCCCCCAAAGAUUACCUCAAUGCGACUGGUUGAGAGGACCUCUACAAGCUUGUCCCUUUCCUGGGAUGUAUUCCCCCGACCACGGGUCCAAUCCCGGCCCAUCCGCUAUGAACUCACCUACCGCAAGAAGGAUGAUAACCUUGAUGUGACUACCUACAUCGUGCUCAUACUCGAGAAAAAUUUCGUACAGAUCAGCAAACUGGCCCCUGGCACAGCCUACCUGUUCAGGGUGCAGGCCCUCAGCAGCGAUGGCACCCCUGGAGGCUCCAGCAUGGAGGAACAGUUUGAGACCUCGCUUGAAGAACGCCUCACUCAAAACAACACAGCAGUCAUCUCCUGCGCAGCGGUCGGAGGAGCAGCCAUGUUGUUCAUAGUGGUCAUGGUCCUGUUCCUACGCAGACGGAAAAGGAACUCUCACACCAGGCAAGGACCGGAGGACACCUACUUCUCCAGCUCAGAGCAAUUGAAGCCUCUGAAGACAUACGUGGAUCCGCAUACAUACGAGGACCCCAACACGGCAGUCCUGAAGUUUGCCACUGAAAUCCACCCCAGUCACAUAACCAAACAGAAAGUCAUUGGUGCUGGGGAGUUUGGUGAGGUGUACCGUGGUAUUCUGAAGGUGCCAGGGAGGAAAGAGGUGGCGGUGGCUAUCAAGACGCUGAAGCCAGGCUACUCAGAGAAACAGAGGCAGGAUUUUCUGAGUGAGGCAUCCAUCAUGGGCCAGUUCUCCCACCAGAACAUCAUUCGCCUGGAGGGGGUGGUCACCAAAUGUAAGGACUUCUUCAAACAUGCCAUGAUCGUGACUGAAUACAUGGAGAAUGGAGCACUGGACAGAUACCUCAGGGACCACGAUGGCGAGUUUGCCUCCUUCCAGCUGGUGGGCAUGCUGCGUGGCAUCGCUGCAGGCAUGAAGUACCUCUCUGACAUGAGCUACGUCCACCGUGACCUGGCUGCCCGCAACAUCCUUGUCAACAACACCCUGGAGUGUAAAGUGUCAGACUUCGGCCUGUCCCGGGUGCUGGAGGAUGAUCCUGAGGGGACUUACACCACAAGCGGAGGUAAGAUCCCCAUUCGCUGGACAGCUCCAGAGGCUAUUGCAUACAGGAAGUUCACCUCAGCUAGCGAUGUGUGGAGCUUUGGCAUCGUCAUGUGGGAGGUCAUGGCCUUUGGUGAAAGGCCUUACUGGGACAUGAGUAAUCAUGAGGUGAUGAAGGCUAUCAACGAGGCUUUUAGGCUGCCAGCCCCGAUGGACUGUCCCUCAGCUGUUUACCAGCUGAUGCUGCAGUGCUGGCUCCAGGAUCGUUCCAAGAGGCCACGCUUUGGAGACAUCGUAAACCUGCUGGACAAGCUGCUGCGGAGCCCGGACUCCCUCAAGACCAUCGCAGACUUUGACCCACGCGUAUCCAUCCGCCUGCCCAGCACCAGUGGUUCGGACGGAUCCCCCUUCAGGUCGGUGUCCGAGUGGCUGGAGUCCAUUAAGAUGAGUCAGUACAGUGAGAACUUCACCUGCGCUGGGGUCGUCACUAUGGACCAGGUCCUGCAGAUGAAGAACGAGGAUAUUAAGAACAUUGGGGUGAGGCUUCCUGGCCACUUGAAAAGAAUUGCCUACAGCAUCUUGGGUUUAAAGGACCAGACCAGCACCCUGAGCGUGUUUGCAGUGUGAUCGUGACUACGAAGGGAAUUAAAUUCACUGAAGCAGGCAGCCCUUUGAACUCUAAGCUGAGCUGGAGCGAAACUGCAGGGACGGCUUUGGAUCGGCAGGACCAAGAAAACUGUGCCAUCCUUUGGAGCCGACUGAAUCAGACUGACUUACUGUACAUUUUUGAUUUCUUCAUCUUAUCCACGCGGGAAUUGAGCAAAUAUACAACAAUAGAUGUAUCAAGUAGACUCUGUAUAUUUAGAUAUCUAUUUUUAUUACCCAUGUCUUCUGUACAGAUACAAUUCACUCUUCAUGCAUUUAUUUUUUUUUCUCUGUCAUUUCGCAUUCCUGCUUCAUAAAAAUCAACAAUCAAGCCAGUUCUGGGAACGGCUUCUGCUUUACAAAAUUGCACCCCUGAGCUUGUUGCAUCCAGUAUCAAACAAACAAGGGAAGCACAGUAAGUGUGAUCUUAUGGGAGCAUUGGAGUCCAGCCCCGGCUCAGGUUGUGGUGGUGCUGAUGUCACGGUGUCUCCCUUUAAUUGUCACUUUGGUCCAUGUGAGACCAAUGAGGACGGAGUGUCGAAAGGGCUGAAAUGCGUUUGAGCUGGCCCAAAGUUAAAGAGAUGGCGUUAGGUGUGUAAACACGGAUGGACUUGGUGUUGUUUUUGGCCUUCUGCUGGCUCAGUGCAGAAAUUAAGCUAUAAUCAUAUAAGUGAUGUUAUAUGAAAAAAGAGAGGAUAUAUAUGAGGUACUCUGUGUGUACAGAACUUUUUUGUUUCUUUGUGUUUUGGCAUUUACCAAAAACAUUGGGAUUAAAACUUAUAAUGUAGCACUUGGAUCAAGAAUCUUAUUGUCUUGGUUUCUCUUUGAAUUGCAAGAAAAGGGCUAUUACACAAAAAAUAAAAUGGUAUCGAAGUGAGAAAUUGUGUGAAUGAAAUAAUUUUUCAAAUUAGAAUGCAAUUCAAUUGUAGCAUGCAAGAGGGAGAGGGUGAAGUUUGCCAAAAUGCAAAUGCCCUAAAAAAAGGAAAAAAAAGAUUUAAUGAUGAUGAGUCUUGUUGUGGUUGAAAUGAUUUCACACUUAAUAAUAGUUUGGUUUGCAAUUUCAAUGUCUCAUUUAGUUUUGUAGAAGCUAUACAAAUAUUAAUAUUUCUGUUGGUUUGAGUAACAUGUUGAUGGGAUGAAACAACGUGCUUUGACAAUUUAGUGCUGGACUCGUUCCAGACAUUCAAAGACAUUUUAAAGUGCCUGUUUGUGGAACAUUAGCGGGAGUUUGCUUCUAUCUGGUUUAAUGGAGCAGCUCUCCAGUGUAGUGGGAAGUGUAUAGUGGACAGUUUCCCCAGUGCUCUUAAUUAAUUGAUGACUGCAAAUCAAUGUGUUACUGAUGUACACCUUCCUUUACUUGAAUUUUUACUGUAUUUUCAAAUGUAUCUAUGCUUCUGUUGUAGCUUAUAGAUCCAUCUUUGGAAAAGGGAUUUUUUUAUUACUCUGGUUUACUGGUUGUAAUUACAUUUUAGUACAUUUUGUAUGAUUUCACUAUUUACCAUAUACCAAACUGAUUAUUUUUCAUCACUUUCCAAGCUACUUUUGCUGCCUUUCCAAACAUUUUGAGAGUUCAUCGAAGAGCAAACUCCUUCCUUUUUGCCUGUUGUUUUAUACUGUAUUUAAUAGCCUAUUUAUUUUUUACUUGUAUUUAUUUAUGCUGAUAAACACUGAGCUGGGAUUAUAAUUGAAGGUUGUUCUCUCAUUCUCAAUAAUAAAAAAAAAGCUCUAAUGUCCCAUGAUUUUGUCAAACCUGAGAUUGCAUUUGUGGAGCAAUAAAGUCUUAAACUGAA
Dicentrarchus labrax (European seabass) is the source of this 4886-nucleotide messenger RNA. It is a transcript of the gene epha2b, whose product is annotated as eph receptor A2 b. The coding region runs from base 85 to 3078 and encodes 997 amino acids. Gene Ontology annotation, biological process: protein phosphorylation; cell surface receptor protein tyrosine kinase signaling pathway; axon guidance. Gene Ontology annotation, cellular component: neuron projection; plasma membrane. Lineage: Eukaryota; Metazoa; Chordata; Actinopteri; Moronidae. The record is from RefSeq and is a predicted model, not a curated record. The transcript has 17 exons. Gene Ontology annotation, molecular function: transmembrane-ephrin receptor activity; protein binding; ATP binding.